AUGCCCCUCAACGAGGAACCGCUGGAGGAGAAUGUCGACCAACUUCAGCAGUGGCGUGAUCGCUGCGCCGAACAGUUCCCCGAUUUGAAGGCGAGGCUCGACGAGUGCAACGCUCGGGUCAACUCUCGCAAACAUACGGAGGAAACCUGCAUCGAGGAACUCUGGGACUUCGUCGAACAGAUCGAUAAAUGCGCCGUUCGCAGAGCCUUUGCUUCGCUCAAGUGA
Necator americanus (New World hookworm) is the source of this 225-nucleotide messenger RNA. RefSeq lists its product as uncharacterized. The record is from RefSeq and is a predicted model, not a curated record. The transcript has 2 exons. Gene Ontology annotation, biological process: mitochondrial electron transport, ubiquinol to cytochrome c. Lineage: Eukaryota; Metazoa; Nematoda; Chromadorea; Rhabditida; Ancylostomatidae. The coding region runs from base 1 to 225 and encodes 74 amino acids.